Molecule: messenger RNA, 721 nt
Organism: Acaulospora morrowiae
Lineage: Eukaryota; Fungi; Glomeromycota; Glomeromycetes; Diversisporales; Acaulosporaceae
Source: the annotation of a GenBank genome assembly
AGUUAUUAAUAAUGCUUGGGGUCCGGUGAUGCUUCCUUAUGAUAUCCAUGGUACGCGCACAAGCGCAGUUUACCCUGUCACGAAUACUUUUUAUGUCUCUCCCGAACAACAUUCACGGAUUUUGAGGUCAUGCAUGUCAAAGCCGAAGCCUGAUACACCAGAGGAUCAAUUACCAAUUACAUACCGUCUGAUUUGCCGAAAAUCAAAUUGUAUGAACCACGAGAAUAUGUGCGAUUGGCCUGAUGAAAGUAUACAUGUAUUUGAAGUACUCAUAAAUUCCACGUCGGUGAAAUUGCAUCGCAAAAGAUCCUACUAUGAUCGAGAUAAUUACGAACACUAUGAGGGAAAUGACAGUUCCGUCGAAGUUUCGAACUUGAUCGUUGCCGGUGUAAACAAAGUUGGAAUCAAGCAGUGUUCCUGUGAUGGUUGCUACAAGAAGCUGAAUGAUCACGUACUUUCUAUCGAAGUGCAACUUCGAGAAACGCGUGAUGUUAUCUUGUAUUGGGCUAGAUCUCAGCUAAUAUCAGAAGCCGUCGGAAAAGCGCUUGUUCGACAAUUGACCAACGUUCAGACGUAUUCAGGUGAUGACGAACUAAUCGUGACAAGCAAUCUGACCAUAGACUUGAGGUGUCCAUAUACUUUUACACGAAUCAAAGAACCCGCCCGCGGUCUGAACUGUCGUCACCUAUCAUGCUUCGAACUUUGUAAUUUUGUUGACGCC